AUGGAGGUCGAAUCUGAAGAAUUAUUCGAAUCAUUUUUUUAUUAUUCAAAAUCGGAGAAAAUUCAACAAGUAAUUUUACACGAAAAUCAAUUAUCACCACUCGGAUCAGAUGUUAUGCAAUUAAUUCUUUCCUUUCUGCAACCGAUUCCUUUCUUAUUUCAACUAAAACGAGUUUCGUCUAAUUGGAAUAAGUUAUGCGAAAGUUGCAUGAAAGAAAGUUGUACAGAAUUAUAUUGGGAUGAAAAAACAGCAAGUUCUCUACUUGGAAAUCUAAAGAAACAUGCAAAAAAGUUGUGGCAAUUUCCAGAAUUUUAUGAAGAUGAAAAUUUAUUAACAAAUUCAAAAUCUGAAUCAGAAAGUACUUUUGAAUUUGUAAAGAAUUCAAUAAUGCUGCCAUUUAAAAGUGGAAAUUCAAUUGAAUACAUGAUGUUUGGAUUGUUUAGGAGUGUAUUAUUCAAAUUUGGCAAGUUGAGCUCACUAAUUUUACAUAAUGUUAAGGUGAAUGCUGGAUUGCUUUAUUUAUUAUUUGUGGAAUGGGGAAAGGAGUUGGAACGAAUCAAAUUCAUUAAUUGUAUUGUUGAUUUUGGUUUGCCGAAACAAAUUACUUGUCAAGAUGAUGUCAAUUCCCAUAAUAGUUAUUGGCUUGUUUCAGAUUUGAAUCAAAUACAGAGCUUGAAAUUUGAGAUUCCAAGUCAAUUACCUGAUCUUACAAUUCAAAAAAGUCUUUUAAUUGAAAAUUUGAAGAAAGCCAAGAUGAAAGAUAUCUCAUUUAGCAAUUGUUCAAUUGAUAGAUCACUUGUUUUGAAUCAUACGCAUGCUUCUCACUUUUCUCUGGAAUUAAUGUGCUUUUUUUCAUCAAUUGGAAGUUUGGAAACUGCUUAUUAUGAUUGUUUUGAAUUUAAUGAAACUUUUGAUCAAGACAGGACCUUCUUUAAAAAGCUUGUGCCAAAUGUCAAGUUUAAUAUUCCAUUCUUCCUUGCAGUUAAGCAACUGUUGGACAUUUUACCAUUUGAAAAAGUUGUAGAAUAUUUCAAAUUUGACAUGGAACGUAAUUAUUCGUUAGUGAAGAAUAGAAUGAAUGCUUAUCAAAAGAGAAAAAUACGAAAUAAGGAAGAAUUAAUCAAUUUUUACUAUGAAGUUUUUCCCUCAUUUGCAUCAUUCCAUGUUAGGUGCUCUCCUUUUAUAUUUGAUUUAUAUUACAAAGAUUAUAGAGGAUUCAACAUGCUUCAAUCGAUAUUGUCUUCUAUUUAUUUUAGUAGAAAACAUCAAACUCAUCUGCUUGAUUUCAUUUUUGAUUAUUUUUCUUUUUACAAUGAAGAUACAAACUCUGUAAAAGAAAGUACUGAGAUUUUAAAUGAAUUAUUUGCAUCAAAUAAUCGAGUGGACGGGAGAAAUUCGACCUUUAUUGUAAUUUCAUAUGAACUGACAUUCAUGUUUGAAAAGAUGGUUAAACAUAAAGUUCAUUUCAAUGCCAAAGAUAGAGAAGGAUCAACCAUAGCUCAUUAUCUAGCUCAGGUAGGAAAUGGUUCAACAUUACAAAAAUUAAUUGAGAUAUUGGACAAACUACCAACUGUGGAAGAGAGGAAAUACUUUUUAGAUUUAAACAUUCCCAAUAAUCAAGGACAAACUGCAGCUAUGAUUUGUUACAAUGAGAAGAAAUUUGAAUUAUUGGAAUAUUUGAUGCAAAUUGCUCCAAGAUAUGGAAUUCUUGCUGCAAAUGGCAUGCCAUUACAAAAAGAUAAUGUUUCAGUACUGGAACAACAGUCUUGCUCUUUAAUGUAA
Molecule: messenger RNA, 1782 nt
Organism: Naegleria gruberi
Lineage: Eukaryota; Heterolobosea; Eutetramitea; Acrasida; Naegleriidae
Exons: 1
Coding region: 1-1782 (593 amino acids)
Molecular function (GO): protein binding
Source: RefSeq, a predicted model, not a curated record